This is a messenger RNA of Panthera uncia (snow leopard), 1483 nucleotides long. RefSeq names its product centrosomal protein 43 (gene CEP43). Gene Ontology annotation, cellular component: centrosome. Gene Ontology annotation, molecular function: protein binding. NCBI's taxonomy places the organism in Eukaryota, Metazoa, Chordata, Mammalia, Carnivora, Felidae. The annotation marks the transcript as partial. Gene Ontology annotation, biological process: microtubule anchoring. The transcript is spliced from 12 exons. The record is from RefSeq and is a predicted model, not a curated record.
AAAAAGGCUGAACUCCGAGCAGCUGUGUUUUUAGCCCUAGAAGAGCAAGAAAAAGUAGAGAACAAAACUCCACUAGUCAAUGAGAGCCUGAGAAAGUUCUUGAACACAAGAGAUGGCCGGCUGGUGGCUGGUCUUGUUGCAGAAUUUCUUCAGUUUUUCAACCUUGACUUCACCUUGGCCGUUUUUCAGCCUGAAACUAGCACAUUUCAAGGUCUUGACGGUCGAGAGAAUUUAGCCCGAGACCUAGGUAUUAUUGAAGCAGAAGGUACUGUGGGUGGACCUUUAUUAUUAGAAGUGAUCAGACGUUGUCAACAGAAAGAAAAAGGAUCAACCAAUGGGGAGGGUGCGCUAGAUCUCUCUGAUGUGCAUUCUCCACCGAAGUCACCGGACGGCAAGACGAGCGCACACAGCAGUCCCAGCAAGAUACCAAGGUACACAGGACAAGGUAAGAAGAAGACAAGCAGGCGGAAGUCUGGUGCCAAGGCCAACAGUGAGGCCAGUCAGAGUGACACGAGUCUCUCCUCAUCAGAACCAAAGAGCAGAAGCAGUCUCCACUUGCUGACUCAUGAAACGAAAAUUGGAUCUUUCCUAAGUAACAAAAGUCUAGAUGUCAAAGACAAAGCUGGUCUUUGUCCAGACGGAGAUGAUAUGGAAGGGGAUUCUUUCUUUGAUGAUCCCAUUCCUAAACCAGAAAAAACUUACGGUUGGAGGAGCGAGCCCGGGCCGCCCGCGGGAAGCCUCGCCUCGCUCUCGGACGCGCCCCCCUUGAAGAGCGGCCGCAGCUCCCUGACCGGAGCCCCCGGAGCCCCCGGAGCCCCCUCGUCCGCAGAGGCCGGAAGUAAAAGAGGAAACACGGUUUUGAAAGAUCUGAAGUUGGUCAAUGAUAAAGUUGGAUCACUUGGAUUAGGGACUGGAGAAGACGACGACUAUGUUGAUGAUUUUAACAGUACCAGCCAUCGCUCAGAAAAAAGUGAGCUGAGUAUCGGUGAAGAGAUCGAGGAAGAUCUUUCUGUGGAAACGGACGACAUCAAUACCAGUGACAAACUUGAUGACCUGACGCAGGACCUGACUGUGUCCCAGCUCAGUGAUGUCGCGGAUUAUCUGGAAGACGUUGCAUAGACACGAAAGGAGGAAGUAUUCUCAUCAACAAAGGACAGAGGACUCUGAUCAGUUGCAUCCCCCCCCACCCCCCCGACCCGCCCCAGACAAUCACUCUUUGCUGGAAUGUCUGCUCCCUGUUGGUGCCUUGUGUUUCAAAAAGACUGCAGAUAUUUUUAAAAAUUAACUUUCCGUUAUACUAAACAAAACGCUUCCAACUUGAGCCCAUGUGUGGAAGAUACAAGUUCUUAAUUUGGUUUGGCUACACAUUUCUCUGUGGAAAUUGAUUAUCUACAACUCAGACUCCUCACAGGGAGUGAACCCAUGAAAAUACGAGUAUUAAGAGCAUCCUGAAAGGUGUCAAUAAAGCUGUAGGUUCACACAA